Molecule: messenger RNA, 495 nt
Organism: Didymosphaeria variabile
Lineage: Eukaryota; Fungi; Ascomycota; Dothideomycetes; Pleosporales; Didymosphaeriaceae
Exons: 2
Coding region: 1-495 (164 amino acids)
Source: RefSeq, a predicted model, not a curated record
AUGACAAUUUUCGCUAACCUUUCCCGUGCAGAUCGUCUAGGCGCGCUCCAUUCCAAUUCUUCGAUCGAUGUCGCGCCUCCUCCUUCUCAGGGUGUGCCUGUGCCUAUUCAUUCUGUGAGGUCGGCCGAAGCACCGAUUCAGCCUGAGCCUGUGAAGCCUGCGAGCGAGAAGAGCGUUAUGUUUGAUUUGCAGCCGGAGGAGAGGGUGUUUACGCCUGAGGGUGAGGGGGGGAAAGGUCCGGAGCGGUCUAGGGAUAGGGAGUAUGAAAGGGAGAGGGAGAGGGAGAGCGGGAGGGAUGGUGGAAGGAGGAAGGACAGGGAGAGGGAUAGACACAGGGAUAGGGAUAGGGGUAGGCGCGACGAGAGCCCCGACGAUACCUCGGAUUCGGAUGCUACCAUCGAGUUGCCUCCCCGCUUCGACGAGCGUGGCGCGGUCAGAGACGACGAUCCGCUUGCGAGUAAGCUGGAGAGCGUGCUGAAUGGGCUGUUUCGGUAG